AUGGAUGAAGGCACUCUGACAGCAGCUGAGCCGACUCCGAAACCAGACGAGGGCACAUUGACGGCAGCUGAACCCACUCCGAAACCAGAUGAAGGCACCUUGACGGCAGCUGAACCCACUCCGAAACCAGACGAGGGUACACUGACGGCGGCUGAACCGACGCCAAAACCAGAUGAGGGCACGCUGACAGCGGCUGAGCCAACUCCAAAACCGGUAAGGCUAGAUUUCUUCAACGGUUCUUGA
This is a messenger RNA of Cooperia oncophora, 243 nucleotides long. The record is from the annotation of a GenBank genome assembly. NCBI's taxonomy places the organism in Eukaryota, Metazoa, Nematoda, Chromadorea, Rhabditida, Trichostrongylidae.